Saccostrea echinata is the source of this 2247-nucleotide messenger RNA. Its product is annotated as peroxidase-like protein. The transcript has 12 exons. Bases 1 to 2247 code for a protein of 748 amino acids. NCBI's taxonomy places the organism in Eukaryota, Metazoa, Mollusca, Bivalvia, Ostreida, Ostreidae. Gene Ontology annotation, biological process: response to oxidative stress. The record is from RefSeq and is a predicted model, not a curated record. Gene Ontology annotation, molecular function: peroxidase activity; heme binding.
AUGGAUUCUAUUGUGAACAAUGCUAUUCAGAGUGCGUUCGGUGGUGGUGGUGGAAGAACACCCAUUGCAGCUCUUCUCGGAGGUCAGGGAGGGAUCGCUCCCGUCUCUGGGAGUAUAGGACAAAUUUCAGCAAGACGAACAGUAAGCAGAGGCGUAGCAUCUUUACCGACUCCAGGCUCCAUGUCAGGCUCUGGGGCCUACCGGGCCUUAGCCAGGUUUUCUCGGAGCGACUCGCCAGCUUAUAUUGCAAUGCUUCAUGACCGUUCGAUGAGGGCGUCUCUUGCAUCAAGAAUGAUAGCACAAGACCCGGCAGUUGGAGGACCUACAGGAGAUGGCUUUCAGAGAGUAGUCUCAGAUCCCCAGAUUACAUCAAGCUUUCAAAGAGCAUUCAUUCCAUACUGUUAUCAGAUGCCAGCUUGUAAUGUUAGUGAACCCUAUCGACGAACAAACGGACAAUGUAACAAUUUGAUUAACCCCCUCCUGGGAUCUUCAAAUACGCCACAACAACGAGUUUUACCUGCUGCCUACGAGAACUGGAUUGAUACUCCAAGAACUCGUUCCCUGGUUGGGAAUAUGCCCUUGCCAAGUGCUCGAACAGUUAGUAACAACGUGUUCCAGUUCAUUGGAGGAGGCAUGACCCCUGUCAGCGCCGCAUUCUCUACCUACCUCACCCACCACGGACAGUUCAUUAAUCAUGACGUCAUUUCCACCCCAUCUGUAGAGUUACAAGAAAAUGACUAUUGUCUUCCAAUAAGAAUGCAACAAAACCCGGAAGCUUGUUUUAGCAUAGAGGUAGUACAAACGCCACCGGAUCCCUUUUUUCCACCAGACAAAACCUGCAUGAACUUCGUCCGCCAUGCUGGUGCUCCGCCAAUGGGAUGCAUGAAUGGUGUUCGCGAGCAAAUCAACCAGAGAACAGCUUUUGUGGAUGGCUCAAUGAUUUAUGGCUCUGAAGUCAGCUUAGAACUUGAGCUAAUUAUAAGAGGGGGAGUAUCAAGAGCAUUAGGACGACUUGCUGUAAACGAUCAGAAUCUGCUCCCUCCCAAUCCUCAGGGAUGUCCUGCUUUGGCACCCCGAGCAAUGCGCCCAUGUUUCAUAGCAGGAGAUCAUAGGCAAAGCGAGACACCUACUCUAACUGUUCCACACAUCACGUGGUUAAGACGUCAUAAUCUCAUUGCUGACGCAUUAAGACAAGCCACUGGCAUCACGGAUGACGAGACUCUUUUUCAAGAAGCCAAAAGAAUUGUUAUAGCAGAGCUUCAACAUGUUACAUACAAUGAAUUUUUGCCUGCCAUUCUUGAUAAUUUACAUAUGAAUGCUUUCAAUCUCAGAUCAAAACCAGUGGGACAUGCUGAUUCUUACAACCCUAAGGUUGACCCAAGAACAAUAAAUGCAUUCGGUGUUGCAGCCUAUCGUAUGGGUCAUAGUUUAGUCAGAAAUACUGUAGGUCAUGAUAUAGGGAACGGAGAUCGUUUUACAUUUCCGGUGAAUAAACACUUCGAGCGUCCUGAUUUGAUGUAUGAAAAGGGAUAUGAAUUCAUGGCUCGUUGGAUGUCACGAGAACCUAAAUCUAGAUCUGAUAGAUACUUGGUAGACGCUAUUAGAGAUAGAUUGUUUAAAUUUCCACCAAUGCCAGGGACGCCCCCAUCAGAAACAUUGUCUAUGGAUUUGGGAGCCUUAAACGUACAGAGAGGCCGUGAUCACGGCAUACCUCCCUACAACGCUUACAGAGAAUUCUGUGGACUUCAAAGAGCGCGUUUCUUUGCCACUGCUCCAGGGGGACUGGUCGAUCAUACUCCACAAGCAGCAGCUGCACUUCAGCGAACCUAUCGACAUCCUGAUGAUAUAGACCUCUUUGCUGGUGGUAUGUCUGAGAUUCCUCGACCAGGAAGUAUUCUAGGGCCCACGUUCCAAUGUCUCAUCGCCCUUCAGUUCAGCUUCUACAAACAUGGCGACCGGUUCUGGUACGAGCGCACUUCCCCCGAAAACCCAGUGACUGCUUUUACAUCUGCCCAACUUGCUCAAAUCAAACAGAUCACGUACUCAAAGAUUCUCUGCUCUGUCGUAAAGAAUACUGGAAUCAUUCCAUCCUUCCAACCUAGAUUAAUGUUACGACCUAACAUUCAAGGUAAUUCACCAGUGCCAUGCACAUUGCUUUUGCAAGGAAGUCGCCUUGGAUUCGACAUUAGGCCAUUUGCACAACAGCUGCUUCAAUUAGGCGGUCGCCGAUUCCGAAGGACAUAUUAA